AUCAUUUUCGAUUCGUUUGCUUGACGUUCAUGGACGUGUUUCCGCACACAGCAUUUGAAUUGGUUUCGCAAUAGAAAAAUUUGCGUGUUUUCUAUCUGGAUGCAACAAUAAAUUGUCAGUGUCUCCCUUUAUACUUUUGCAAUACAAAAUUCUCAGUGGAAGAUCAACAAGCAGAACAUAGACUUCAAUUUGGCAGCUCUUCAAGUAAAAUUGCAAACACUACCAUGUUGUUAAAAGUACCAUCUGUUGAUUGGACGGAUCAAAUAGUUUACGUGGUGGACGACGACGAAUCACUGUCUGACUUUGACGAUGAGCCAGAUUUCUCAGAAUAUAUGUGGAUGGAGAACGAGGAGGAAUUCGACAAGAACGAAUUGCAACGUCUGGAGGAGGAAGAAAUUAUGCAAGAGUGCUUUGAGGCCAUGAUCGAGGAUGAGCUUGAAGAGCAAAUCAAUGAAUGGGAAAAGGCAAAAACGGAAGAACAAAAUACAGCCUUAUCUGCGCUACCAAAGAGUCAAUGUAAUGUUGAGAAGUCCGUACUAAAUCCUAUGGCUGACGAAUUUGUACCACUCUGCCAUCAAAUGGAUUUUAUAGCCUCGUAAGCCCGGCCCCAAUAGUCUGAACUAUAUAGCCUCACACAGCAGCGCUUUCAGAUAAGUGUCUGAUAAGUGACAUACCGAGGAUAUUCCAACAUCCCAUGCAAUAGCUCGAUAAACGUUUAUAUAUGAUAUUCACCUCCCAUGUCUUACCAAAAAAAAAAAACAAAAAAAAAACAAGCCAUUUUUCAAA
Molecule: messenger RNA, 786 nt
Organism: Drosophila montana
Lineage: Eukaryota; Metazoa; Arthropoda; Insecta; Diptera; Drosophilidae
Gene: Paip2
Product: polyA-binding protein interacting protein 2
Exons: 4
Coding region: 225-599 (124 amino acids)
Biological process (GO): negative regulation of translational initiation
Cellular component (GO): cytoplasm
Molecular function (GO): mRNA regulatory element binding translation repressor activity
Source: RefSeq, a predicted model, not a curated record